Molecule: messenger RNA, 1969 nt
Organism: Gallus gallus (chicken)
Lineage: Eukaryota; Metazoa; Chordata; Aves; Galliformes; Phasianidae
Gene: JUN
Product: Jun proto-oncogene, AP-1 transcription factor subunit
Exons: 1
Coding region: 359-1303 (314 amino acids)
Biological process (GO): regulation of cell population proliferation; regulation of transcription by RNA polymerase II; regulation of cell cycle
Cellular component (GO): transcription regulator complex
Molecular function (GO): transcription factor binding; RNA polymerase II cis-regulatory region sequence-specific DNA binding; DNA-binding transcription factor activity, RNA polymerase II-specific
Source: RefSeq, marked validated
GAAGGGCUGCACGCCGCGAGCGGGCUCAGAGCGCGGGGCGGGCGGGCGGCAGUGCGACUCAGCCGCCGGAGCGGGCAGGGCCGAGCGGCAGCGCGGAGCCGGGAGUACUCGCGGCGGCGGCGGCAGGAGCGGCGCGGCCCGGCCCGGCGGCGGCACAGCGCGGCGAGGCGGCCCGGGAAGCACAGCGAGGCCCGGCGGGCCCGGCCCGCGCCGGGAGGAGCGGCGGCGUCCCGGCGAGAAGUAAGAGCUCCGCGCACUCCUUCCUCCAACCCGCGCGGCCGGGAGCGGUGUGGGGCGGCGGCCGGGACGCUCCAGCGCGCUGCCGCGGCUCCCGGCGCCACUCCGCGGGCUCUGUUCUAUGAGUGCAAAGAUGGAGCCUACUUUCUACGAGGAUGCCCUGAACGCCAGCUUCGCGCCGCCGGAGAGCGGCGGCUAUGGAUAUAAUAACGCCAAGGUGCUGAAGCAGAGCAUGACGCUGAACCUGUCCGACCCGGCCAGCAGCCUGAAGCCGCACCUGAGGAACAAGAACGCCGACAUCCUCACCUCCCCCGACGUGGGGCUGCUGAAGCUGGCCUCCCCGGAGCUGGAGCGGCUCAUCAUCCAGUCCAGCAACGGGUUAAUCACCACCACGCCGACCCCGACGCAGUUCCUCUGCCCCAAGAACGUUACCGACGAGCAAGAGGGGUUUGCCGAAGGCUUUGUGAGAGCGCUGGCGGAACUGCACAACCAGAACACGCUGCCCAGCGUCACCUCAGCCGCACAACCUGUUAGCGGCGGCAUGGCACCUGUGUCCUCCAUGGCCGGCGGCGGCAGCUUCAACACGAGUUUGCACAGCGAGCCCCCGGUGUAUGCCAAUCUCAGCAACUUCAACCCCAACGCGCUCAACUCCGCACCCAACUACAACGCCAACGGCAUGGGCUACGCGCCGCAGCAUCACAUAAACCCCCAGAUGCCCGUGCAGCAUCCCAGGCUUCAGGCUCUGAAAGAAGAGCCUCAGACUGUACCUGAAAUGCCGGGGGAAACCCCUCCCCUGUCCCCUAUUGACAUGGAGUCGCAGGAGAGAAUCAAAGCCGAGAGAAAACGCAUGAGAAACAGAAUUGCGGCGUCCAAAUGCCGGAAAAGGAAGUUGGAAAGGAUUGCCAGGUUGGAAGAAAAAGUGAAAACUUUGAAAGCCCAGAACUCAGAGCUGGCAUCCACGGCCAACAUGCUCAGAGAACAGGUUGCACAGCUUAAGCAGAAGGUCAUGAACCAUGUCAACAGCGGGUGCCAGCUAAUGCUAACACAACAGUUGCAAACGUUUUGAAGAGACGGACUUAAAUAGGAACUGUGAUGUUGUGGUAUAACCAAACAACAAACCAAAAGCGGCGGACGCGUAAAGCUGACGGUAGAAGCUGAGAGGCUGAGUCCUGCCUGCGUGCUGCAAAGCGCAUGUGUGGAAAGACUGGCGAGCCUUCAGCUUGAGUUGGUGAAGCAGCCAGCACCGCUCCGAGGAGGGCUGUUCCUGCUCCGAUGAGGCGUCAGAUCUUCGUUUAACAUUGACCAAGACCUGCAUGGACCUAACAUUCGAUGAUCAUUCAGUAUUAAAGGUUAAACUGCAAUAGAAACUGUAGAUUGCUUUAUGUAGUAUUCCUUAAGAAAAAAAAAAAAGCGGGAGGGAGGUUUGUGGGAGGCUGAUAAAGAAACAAGAACUGUUCUGCCUGCCUUCAGUAAAUGGUGUAUGUACAUAUCCUUUUUUUAUUUUAUUUUAUGAAAGUUGAUUAAUGUCAAUAAACUACUUCAUGACUUUGUAAGUUAUUUUUAUGUUGUUUAUUUGGGUACUGCCCAGUAUUGUUUGUAAAUAAGAGGCUUUUUUUUAGCACUCUGAGUUUACCAUUUGUAAUAAAGUAUAAUUUUUUUAAUGUUUCUGUUUCUGGAAAAAAAAUCUAGAAGGUUCUAUUAUAUUUAAGAAAAAUAAAAUACUUAAAAUGCA